AUGGUCACGGAGUUCCAGCGCUCCUCUACCAAGAGUACGGCCAGGGACCUGCGCAAGGCCGUGGCGGACCAAGCCAAGGCCCGACAAGAGCUAGUACGACUGAGGGGAAACCGUACGGCGUAUUUGAAGGCCUGGCAGACCUACAUUGCCCAGAUAAUGGACCUGCUCGAUGCCCAAGUCAAGAGCCAGGAGGCAGCCGCCACACAGUCGCUGGCGAGACUGGCGCAGUUGGACGGCGCCCCGACGGACGUGGAAGAGGUCGACUCGGAUACAAUGGUGACCGACGCCAUCGAGGCGGAGCAGCGACUUCGCCAGGAACAGGAAGAGCAUCAAAGGGACGCCAAUUUGGUUCUGGAGGCCCUCCGCGCAGUCAAGAAGCGGGCGGACGAGCACGUUCGCAGCGAUCGAGACGGCUCACGGACACCCAGGCGUCGCAGUACAGAGGGCGAUGCCGAGGCUCCGGACAAGAAACGAGAAGGCAAGGCUACUCCCUUCAAGCUUGGGGUGUCUGCGCAGCCCUUGUCCACUGGGCCAGAAGCUGCGGAGACCAAGCCGCCUUUUCCCAAGGCCCACACCUAA
Messenger RNA from Symbiodinium sp. CCMP2456, 579 nucleotides. NCBI's taxonomy places the organism in Eukaryota, Dinophyceae, Suessiales, Symbiodiniaceae. The record is from the annotation of a GenBank genome assembly.